UGUCCUGACGAACCGAACACUUUUGAAAUGGCGUGCUCUCUUCAAGCCGAAGAAAAGGCCAAACCUCCAAAGAAUGACCUGGUGUGUAAGCCCCACGGAAUGGAAGCAGUGUUUGCCUGUAUGCAAUGUGAAGAUGCACUGUGCUGUGAGGACUGUGUAGUGACCACGCACCAAUGUCAUCGAUUCAAGAAAAUAUCAGUGUUAAUGGCCGAAAAGCGGGAAACAAUUGAAAACUACAUUAGAUAUUUAGAGGGGCAAAAAUUGCCAUCGCUGAAAGAGCAAAUGGAAGUUAAUGAACGAAAACUGCUUAAAACUCAAAGAGACUCAAGGGAAGCUCGCAGAGCAAUACUUGAGAGAUCUAAACAACUGAAAGCUGAACUUGACAAAGUUUUAAAUAGGAAUGUUCGGAGAUGUGAGGAAAUGGCGUUUGAGAACGAAUCCAAAUUAACAGUAUAUAAAGAACACAUGGAAAACAUCCUCACUGAGCACAGACAGAAGUUGAGAGAAGUGCAGCGCGUUAUCGACGAAGGAUCAAUUGAGGAAAUCAUACACACCAGAAAGAACCUGCCACAGCCUCCCGUAUAUCCACAAUAUCCCGACAUACACCUGCCUACCUUCACGCCAGGUGACCCUAGUCAACUGAGAGCAGCUUUUGGAACCAUUUUAUUAAGCGGUGCAGAGGAAGAAACGACUAAUGAAAAUAAUCCAGCACCAGUUCUUCGUGAAAUUGAAGAAUUAGAUUGAGGCUGUUGAAGUUUUGUUAUACAAACAUUUAUUGAAGUUUUUCAAGUACAUUCCAUACUUUAAUGAUCUAAUUAAUUUAGCACGAACAAUUACUGAAGCAACAAACCUUUACUGCACAUUGUAUUAUAUCUGUGUCUUACCCAGUGACUGGCAGCGCCUGUACACACACUGUUUUAGUUCCAAGUUGUUUUCCCGUGAUUGGGACUACAACUUGGUUGACUCCCUGAGGAAGAUUUCCUGUUUGGUCUAUCAAUGGGGUUUUAACAUCAACACCACUGUCGGUAUGGCCUAUGUGAAUGUGUGGCCUGAAAAAAAGUGAGAAGGAUGCAACGUUAUAUCACUUUAAUGAUUUCGCUAGGAAUAGUGAUAAUAAGACCAUGGCCUAUGUACCUUAUUGGGUAAAGUUUUGAUAUUUUUGUCAUGUUAUCUGGAAGGAAAAAAAGUUAUAUUUCAAUACACAAUUCCAUGUAUUUUCAUUAAUAAUUGGUUUGGCACAACAUUCAAACGUGUUUGUUUAGUUUCUUAGACAAAAAUGAUUUUACACAACAAGGUCGUAUUCCUUAUGACUGAGUUCACACCAUCGAUUAUACAUGUCGUUAAUUGUCUUAAUGCAUCUAAAUAGGAUUGUGGAAUUUUUGUUUCAAAGGAGAAGAUACACAAUGAAACAUAAAGAUGAAAUCAAUGCGAUAUGUGUUUUAAAUUAGAGGAAUAUGCCUUUUUAUCUUUAAGACAAACAAAAAACACAAGAAGCAUCUGUGGGCAAUCUAUAAAGAUGUGUAAUUUCAGAUAUGUAAUAUGUAAUAAUUCUUUAAUCGAUUGAUUAGUUGCUCAUUGAUUGAUUAAUGCAUAAAUCGUGAAACUGAAAGAUGUAUGUCUGCUUCUCCAACAAACAAUGUUAAUUGUUUUAUCCCAGCGGUAGGAGCAUGUUCUUUGGUCACAACGUCGGCGUCUCCUAACAAAACGUUUUCUUCUCGAGUUGUUUCAGCGCUAAUUACUCUAUGUGUACCCCUCUUCCUUUCCUAUCUGGCAAGUAUAUACAUUCAAUAGAAGUCUAGGAAGGAUGCUACAGUAUUUUAAUGUUCAGUUUAAUUUCAUUUUGUUUAUAUAAAUCAAACAGUUCCUCAACUGAACCUACAUUGCAUCAAAGUGGGACAAGUUUACAAAACAAGCACAUCCUGUAUUUAACAUGCAUUCAUACGGAUCUCACCUAAGAGAUGUUGGUGUAAAAUUUUAAGUUGAUGUUUCUGCAUGAAUGGACGAUUAAUUCACUGCUUUAUCAAAUGUACAUUAUUUUGAAUUGUCAUUUAAAUGACUUGAAUUAUGUAUAGGUAUCAAUUAUUGUACCAAUUUGCUGUCUGUGAUAUACGCAAUCGUUGAUUGCUCUUGUUGAUUAGUUCAUGUCACAAUAUUCAAUAAUUCAAUCGUGAAAAGUGUAACAUUAAUUAGGUAAUGUGUUAUAUAUCGCUGAAAAGGUCAAGUCCUUAUAAAGGAAAUGUAUUUAUUGCUUAAGUAUUGUUUUUAUUAACGUAUAAAAUAUG
Molecule: messenger RNA, 2282 nt
Organism: Ylistrum balloti
Lineage: Eukaryota; Metazoa; Mollusca; Bivalvia; Pectinida; Pectinidae
Exons: 2
Coding region: 28-744 (238 amino acids)
Source: RefSeq, a predicted model, not a curated record